UCAUUAAGACAGACACUUCAAUUCUUUGAGCAACAAAAUUCAAACAUACUUCGUAGUACCAAGACGGACGUUUUCUUUGGAUCGAUUAGUCAACCUGCAAAAGCGGAAUUAUCUCAUCGAUUUUCAUAUAUGAACUUUAUUGAUAAAGAUUUUUAUCGAUUCAAUGAUGUGAUUGCAAUAAAAAAUUUGCAUUGGAAUGCUUUCUUAGCAAUUAAACUGAAAUGGCAGAGUACACUUACGCCAUUUUUACUAAAACAUCAUGGAAGAAGAAGACUCAUUAAUUUUAAUGAAAACCAUGAUGACAGACAUUUACAGAACAAUGAUGACAGUAUAGAGCUUUCACCUGCGUUCAAAGAAAUUAGAAACUGGAAAGUACCACAUGUAAAAUAUUUUGAAGUCACUUCUUACCCAAAUUGGUCAAUACCUCACUAUGACAAUUGGUUAGAACAUAAUAACCAUAAAAAAAUUGCCCAUACGACUUUCUAUAAAGUUUUGCGCGUUAUAAGUAGUGAUGAAGAAAGCCCGAAUGAACUCCGCGAGAUAGCUCGAAGACUUUUAGAGAAAAAAUACAUUUGGAAUGGGGCUUUUUUGCCAGGUUCUUGUGCCCUUGUUGACUACGCACCAAGAAGGGAUAUCCCGCAAGUAACUGAACUUGG
Messenger RNA from Racocetra persica, 656 nucleotides. The record is from the annotation of a GenBank genome assembly. Lineage: Eukaryota; Fungi; Glomeromycota; Glomeromycetes; Diversisporales; Gigasporaceae.